AGCUGAGCAUGCUGGGAGCACUAUUCAGUCUGCAGGCCUGUGUGCUGAGGAGAACAGAGGCAGCUCUCCUCAAUGGAAGCCUCCUGCAAGCUGCUGGGGACCGAGCCCGGGACAGGGCACAUGUAAUCAGAGACGUGACAACUUUGUGAUGUGCGGCUUUCUAGAAUCUACCGGCAAGUCACAAUGAAUCAGGAUGCAGUAACUCCUCCAGAGGUAGCAGAGACACUGGCUGAGGUGCCUGAACAUGUUCAUAGAGGGCUUCCUGAGGAAGUAGUGCUCGCUCCCUCUGCUGUUAAUAAGUUGCGACUGGGUAUCUGGGCCAGAAAGCAGCUUCCAAGAGGAAAGAAAUUUGGGCCUUUUGUUGGAGAGAAGAAAAAGCGUUCUCAAGUGAAGAACAAUGUCUACAUGUGGGAGGUGUAUUAUCCAAACCUGGGCUGGAUGUGCGUUGAUGCCACAGAUCCACAAAAAGGCAACUGGUUGCGGUACGUGAACUGGGCUCGCUCAGCAAAGGAGCAAAACCUCUGCCCUCUGGAGAUCAACAGAGCUAUAUACUAUAAAACCCUGAAGCCAAUUGAGCCGGGAGAGGAGCUCUUAGUCUGGUACAAUGGAGUAGACAACCCAGAGAUAGCAGCUGCCAUAGAGGAAGAGCUCGCUGCCAGCCACAGGAGCAAGAGGAGCUCGCCCAAAUCCAGGAGGGGAAGGAGGAGAUCACUCCAUGCUAAAAAGAAACUAAACCUAAACACACAAGAAAAGAAGAGUGGCUCCGACGUGGACUCUGCCGCUAUGAAAGAUUCACCAGACGCUCCAAAUGAAGAGGAGGCAAAGCCACUAGCCUCUCCUGUCCUAUCUCUUGAACAGACAGCCGUUAUACAAGAAAUGGUGAAUCACAAUGUCCUUCCAAAUCUAAUUUCCAUCCCUACCACUGAACUACCUAAAGUAACAGACAGCCAGACUGUGGAGGAAGAGCUUGCUGAACAGGAGCCAAUUGAGGACUCGCAGAAAGAAAGUUCAGAGAGGGAGUCUAUAAAUCAGGAAGAUGAAAGUGCAGAAAUGCUUGAUGACCUCAGGAGUACAUCUGAUGAGACUCCUGAAGGUUCUCCCAAAAAGAAACCUAUUAACAUCCCUAAACCUAAAGGGGAUGUUAAUGGAGAUUCACUAGAAGGUUUUAUGUUCCCAUGCCAGCACUGUGAGAGGAAAUUCACAACAAAACAAGGGCUAGAACGGCACAUGCAUAUUCAUGUUUCUACAAUAAACCACGCAUUCAAGUGUCGAUACUGUGGAAAAGCUUUCGGAACACAGAUUAACCGGAGAAGACAUGAGAGACGCCAUGAAUCCGGGCCUAAAAGAAAAUCUUUAGUCUUGUCCACACCUAGUGAAUUUGGCCAUGUUCACAAACACAUAAUAGAUUCUCUGAAAGCAACAGAUGAAUACAGCAGUUCUCGAGCACAAAGCAAAAUGACUGAUUCUGACAGGGAAACUUCACAUUCUGUACUCUCUGAAGAAAAUGGCGAGUCAAGCAGAGAAUUGCACCCAUGCAAGUACUGUAAGAAAGUCUUUGGAACCCACACAAACAUGCGUCGACACCAACGCAGAGUUCACGAGCGUCAUCUUAUUCCAAAAGGAGUGAGACGAAAAGGGCACCUGCUUGAAGAUCCACAACUAAAACCUGAGCAGUCUCCACCAGUUGAAAACAUUUAUGUAGCAAACACAGAAAUUGAGGAAGACGGAGAAGCAGAUGAUGUAUAUAUUAUGGAUGUUUCCAACAAUAUAUCCGAAAACCUAACCUACUUCAUUGAUGGUAAACUGCCAACCUGCAGCACAAGUAGCACAUGUGAUGUAAUAGAGGUAGAGACCAGCACUGCUGAUGUACUAGGAAUUAAUUGUUUGCUUACCCCUAUCAAGGUUGAAGUUUCUCAGAAUGUAAGACUCCUCCAAACUGCCCCUGAUAAUCCAAAUCCUCUAAGUGACACUUCUGGCAGUGGAGUCUUGGAGCCUAAGAAAAGACGAACAAUUAGCCCCCCUUUACUAUCAAAAAUUAAAACUGAAGUGGAGCUUGAGCCAAUUACACCUUCUUGCUCCCUAACAAUUCCUUUAAGUGUUUCUGUAGGUGAUAAUUUGACCUUUCCAAAAGAGAAAAGUGUUUAUUUAUCUUCUAAACUAAAGCAGCUCCUUCAAAUGCAAGACGGCAAUAAGUCUCAGAUAAGUCCAUCAUUACUCUCCGAAAUUCCAAAGUUGAGCCCGGCUGUGUCUUCCUUGACAUCUAAUUCAAACAGGUUUAAAAGGCGUACCAGCUCUCCUCCCAGUUCACCACAGCUCAGCCCAGCCCCAAAAGAAUAUGUUAAGCAAGAAGGAAAAAACACUUGGAAUGAAGGACUUGGCCCAAAAAUACCAAAGCUGGAAAGUCAAAGCAGCUCACCUGUCUGGAGUUUAUCUGGUAGAGAAGAAAGAGAGAACUUGAGCCCAUGUGAAGAUCUAAAGGUUAAUAAAGAGUGGUCUUCAAAUGUGUCCUUUGGCAUUGCUUGUAACCAGCAACCGUUGGACUUAUCCAGUGGAGUAAAACAGAAAUGUGAAAGCAAAAGUCGAUCACAGGUUCCUUGGGAGUCCGUGCUUGAUCUUAGCAUAAGUAGAAAGCCCUUCUGUGACACAGAGGCCAAGGAAUAUAAAGGGAAUAACAUUGGUGUAAAAAAGAAGAAGCCUACAACGUGUAUGUUAAAAAAGGUCCUGCUAAAUGAAUAUGAUGUAUUACAAGCUCCAGAAGAAAGUGUUUCACAGCCAGAUACUAUUGUGCUUCCCUGUAGAACAGAUGAGCUCAGACCUGUAGAAGAACUUGAUCUUGGCUCAUGUGAAGACAUUCUUAUUCCCUUGGAAGUUACUUCUGCUUUAGAUGAGAGCACGUGCACAGCAGUAUGCCAGUCACCACCUAUACUAACACCUUCUGAAGCUCCUUCACCUACCCUAUGUCCUCCAUUUUUAACAGACUCUACAUUGCCACCACCUAUUCUUACAACUAAUAUUCCUUCAUUACCAGAUUCUUCAUACAGUGUUCCUCCUACUCCAUCUUGUGCUUCACCUCUUUCUGCCGGCACACAAUCGCCGCUUCCAGUUCUUUCUCGCACAGUAUCUCCAUCUCCUUCCCUCACCACUGAUGAUCCUUCUGGGUGCGCUUCCCCUGGUCCACCUACGCUUUCCUCUUCAUCAUCAUCUUCUUCUUCUUCUUCUUCCACUUCAUCAUCAUCAUCAUCGUCGUCGUCAUCUUGUUCAUCUCCUCCACCUCUGUCGGUAGUCUCUUCAGUUGUAUCUCCCUCUUUAAAUUCAGAAUCUUCUGCACCUAUAUUUAAGCAAGAAAAGCAUGAUGAAGAAGCACCAACUGAAGACUUUUUACAGAUGGGUCAAAAUGAUUCCAUUUGUGAACGUUUUAGUAAAUCCUUUGUUUGCAAUGUUUGUGACUCUCCUUUUAUGUCUAUUAAAGACCUUGCCAAGCAUCUGGUUGUGCAUGCAGAGGAAUGGCCUUUCAAAUGUGAAUUCUGUGUUCAACUUUUUAAAGAUGUAUCAUGCCUCUCUGAACAUCGUUCUGUGCUUCAUGGGGUGGGCAAGAUUUUUGUAUGCUCAAUAUGCAAAAAGGAGUUUGCUUUUCUUUGUAACUUACAACAACAUCAGCAGGACCUGCAUGCAGAUAAAGAAUACAGUCACAGGGAACUGGAAAGUGGGACGCUUAGGCCGCAGAACUUCACAGACCCCAAUAAAGCAAGUUCAAUCCAAAAUGAAAGUAUGGAUGAGGACCCCAUGACGCCAUCACCAGAGGAUGAUGAUUUAAAUGAUUCUUCUGAAGAACUAUAUACAACUAUUAAAAUCAUGGCUGCUGGAGAAAAAUCUAAAGAUCCAGAUGUACGCAUGGGACUUAAUCAGCACUACCCAAGCUUUAAACCACCACCCUUUCAAUACCACACCAAAAAUCCCAUGGGCCUUGGGUCAACUGCAACAAAUUUUACUACCCAUAAUAUUCCUCAAACCUUCACUACUGCUAUACGUUGCACUAAAUGUGGGAAGGGUGUUGACAAUAUGCCUGAAUUACACAAGCAUAUAUUAGUUUGUGCUUCUGCCAGUGACAAAAAAAGAUACACUCCGAAAAAAAAUCCAAUACCCUUGAAACAGACUGUGCAGCCUACAAAUGGGGUAGGGGUGGUAGUUCUGGAAGCUACAGAGAAGAAUUCAUUUAGACGAAUGGGUCAACCUAAAAAACUUAAUUUUACUAUUGAAAUUGGCAAAAUGUCCUCAACCAAGCUUAAAUUGGGUGCAAUAAAAAGGAAAAACCAGCUAGUUCAGAAGGCAAUUUUACAAAAGAACAAGAAAUCAAGGCAAAGAUCUAUUGACUCAACACCUCAUUUUUGUCCCUAUUGUAAUCGAGAGUUUACCUAUAUUAAAAGCUUGAAUAAACAUGCUUCAUUUAGUUGUCCCAAAAAGCCAGCUUCUCCACCCACCAAAAAACCAAGCCCCAAACCAUCAAAAAAACCAUUGUUUGUCAAGAAGAAAAAAUCCAGCAUUACUCGGCGAACAGCAGAUGCAGAGAUACAGAUGCAAAAUAUGGAGUUAAAUUUGGGUAAAACUAGAGCAAGGAGCUUGGCACCUGCUUCUGUUCCACCGCCAACAGCACCCAUCAAGUCUAAGCAGAAUGUGAAACCUCCUCCUCCUCCAGUGAAGUCCAAAAAGCAGACUAUCCCUGUUGUAAGGAACACAAGCCCUGUGAGACUACCUAAGAGCCAAAUGUUCCAUGAGGGGAAAAAAUCUAAGAAAGCCACACUCCAAGUUCUGCACCCUUUUGGGAGAACACAGAGGAAACUCCACAUGCGAAUGCAAAAAAACAAGUUGCCAAACAAGCAUCUAGCCAAGAAGAAAACAAAGGACAAGUUCAGUGCAAAGUCCAGGGAGAGGGUUAGUGGACCCCGAACUAGAAGCUCUGCAGACUAUUCAGAUAAAAGAGAAGAUGGAAGGCAAGAAUCUAGGGGCCUGUAUUAAAUUGCAUCCUUUUCCGAAGAUCAUCCAAACAUGGAAUAGCUGUUGCAUGAUCAAGAUAAAAUAAGCACUACAGAAUGACCGCAGGAGAGCGCAAUGCAGACCGCACUCUGAGAAGCAGCCAAUCCUCUGCAGCUUUGUCACCACGUGAUUUCCUCCCGUGUUUUUCUGGCAUGCUUAAAACUACUGUUCAUUCCAGGAGGACUCUGUACUUUCAGCAUGGAGCUGCUCAUUCAGAACGAUUAUUCUUGGAACAAAGGAGAUGUUAUACAGGGAAUGUUAUAGACAUUAUCUAUUCCCCUUGUAAACUUUAUUUAAAAAAAAUAUAUAAAAAUGUACAAAAGUUGGCAAUUCAGGGUUUUGCAAAUAUUGCUGCAUUUGACACAAGUACUUUUGUGGAAAGUACCGAACUGAUUUGAAACCUUUUUUCUAUAAAUCCUGCAAUUGAAACCUAAAAUGUUCAUAAAGGACAGUUCGCAAGUUUAAGAUUCCCAGCACUAGACAUAGGAAAUAGUAUUUAAAUACUAUUACUUCUACUACAUUGUUUUUACCAAAUUUAAAUUUCACAUUUUUAUAUUCACAGAGCUGUAGUCUAAAGGUAUGUAACUUUUUAAAAUGUGUCCUUUUCUGAGUUUCAUUUUAUGAUAAAGGCUGUGGAUGGUGGUCUUUGAAAAUCAUUUUCUGGUCUCGUAAUUGCCAGAUUUCAUAUAUUGCACACCUGUUUUUAUUAGUACUGUUAGGUAGUUAUUGUUUUGGCCUGUCUAUUCUAUGUCACUACUAUUGGAGCAGUAAUCAUGUAGUAUUCUCUAUAUACCCUCCUCUGUCAUCAGUUUAAAAAAGUAAUCUACCUCCUAGACUGUAGUUCUAUACUUGUUUUGGUCAAUUUGUGCCACUUUAUCGCUUUUACUAUCAUUCCCAUUUUUUUUUUUUUAACGAUUCUCUGAUGGGACUUUUAAGUUCGGAAAUUGUAUAAAGCAUUUGUAGUAAGAUUAAGUAUAAAAAGGCAAAAAAUAAAAUAUUUUAAAUUAUUUGUCAGUUGUAUUAUGUUUUUUUUUUUUUUUUUGCAUAUAUUUUUAGGGAUGUGAAUCUUAAAAAAAAAAAAAAAUGUUCACGUACUGAGGUUUGCUGUUUUCUCCACUAUUCUUUUUGUUUACUUGGAUAAGUGAUUUUUAAUAUAUUUUAUUGAAAUGAUUACUGUUUGCAGAAUUGAGAACAGUUAAGGUUGUCACUGCUUUUGAACCUUUACGACAUUGACAAAUAUAUUUUACUUAGAGGUAUACACAACAUAAGAUGUGGUUUAUGCUAUUUUUAUUCUGGCAUGAAAUCAUGUGAUUGUCAGAUGUGUUUUAAAAAAAAAAAAAAACUUUUAUGAUGUUUCAAGCACUUAACCUUAUAGAUGGGGCUAUCGUGAUACCUUUUAUAUACUUGUAAUCAAUAAAAAAAACUUUAUCAAA
Molecule: messenger RNA, 6464 nt
Organism: Bufo bufo (common toad)
Lineage: Eukaryota; Metazoa; Chordata; Amphibia; Anura; Bufonidae
Gene: PRDM2
Product: PR/SET domain 2
Exons: 9
Coding region: 184-5013 (1609 amino acids)
Biological process (GO): regulation of transcription by RNA polymerase II
Cellular component (GO): nucleus
Molecular function (GO): DNA-binding transcription factor activity, RNA polymerase II-specific; histone methyltransferase activity; protein binding
Source: RefSeq, a predicted model, not a curated record